Patiria miniata (bat star) is the source of this 1809-nucleotide messenger RNA. RefSeq names its product phosphatidylinositol 3,4,5-trisphosphate 3-phosphatase and dual-specificity protein phosphatase PTEN-like. The record is from RefSeq and is a predicted model, not a curated record. Gene Ontology annotation, biological process: protein dephosphorylation; phosphatidylinositol dephosphorylation; negative regulation of cell population proliferation. Gene Ontology annotation, cellular component: cytosol; plasma membrane; cell projection. NCBI's taxonomy places the organism in Eukaryota, Metazoa, Echinodermata, Asteroidea, Valvatida, Asterinidae. The coding region runs from base 460 to 1641 and encodes 393 amino acids. The transcript is spliced from 9 exons. Gene Ontology annotation, molecular function: protein tyrosine phosphatase activity; phosphatidylinositol-3,4,5-trisphosphate 3-phosphatase activity.
GCAGCACAUGCACACACAUCAUUAGCGAGUGGACGAGCGAAAUGUGUGGGUGAUUUUCAUCAUAUUUAACCUUGCUAAAUGGACAUCAAAGAACUGAAAGAUCACACUGUCAGGAUGCCAUAGAGAGUCAGAUAAAUUUGGUCUUCACUGAGAGUAGUCGUGAUUUGUUUUCCUGUUGAAAAGCAGCUUAUGAAGUUUGUUGAGUAAGCGAGAACUAACUUGGCGAUUUUGCACUACAACUUUGUGUGUACAAAACUACAUGCGAAGUCGUGCACUGCACUCAGUAGGGACUCCGUACCGUAUACCGUGUGUGGGCACUUCCGUAUCUUUUGGGCUCAGGUCGGGCUCGAAAUUCUCGCUCGUUGUCGCUGAACUUUACGUCGACGCAACUGAUCAACCCAAACCUUUUGAUUGCCGGUGUUUGUGGGGCCAGUUCUGGGCCUCGAUAGGGUGGCAAAGAUGUCUCUCGCAGCGGCCAAAAUCCGUGGGAUGGUGAGCAAGCAGAAGAGGCGGUAUGUCGACGGCAACUUCGAUUUGGACUUGAGCUAUAUCUACCCCAACAUCAUUGCCAUGGGUUUCCCAGCCGAGAAACUGGAGGGAGUGUACCGAAACAACAUUGAAACUAUCGUCAGAUUUCUGGAGGAAAGGCACGGGGAACACUACAAAGUGUACAAUUUGUGUUCGGAGAGGAAUUACGAUGCGUCCAAGUUUUGCAACAGGGUGGCCAACUACCCGUUUGAUGAUCACAACCCGCCCAGAUUUGAACUCAUCAAGCCGUUCUGCGAGGACUUGGACCAAUGGCUGGCUUCGGAGAGCGACAAGAACGUCGCCGCGAUACACUGCAAAGCGGGCAAGGGACGCACUGGCGUAAUGAUCUGUGCUUACAUGCUGCACCGGGGGUUGUACAAAACGGCCGAGGAGGCCCACCAGCAUUAUGCGUCGGCUAGGACAAUGAACGGAAAGGGCGUCACGAUACCGUCGCAGAAGCGGUACGUGGAGUACUACGGCCAACUCAUCGGUAAACAGCUGGAGUACAAGCCCACCACGUUACUGCUGAGAAAGAUCCACCUGGAGACGAUACCGAUCAUCGGUGGGGGGAACUUCACCCCAUCCUUCACCGUCUUUCAGCAGAAGGUCAAGAUCUUCACCUCGCAGACUUACGACGGUGUGAAACGAGGAGUCAAGAGCAUGGAGUUCACCUUGCCCCAGCCAGUGCCAGUCUGCGGCGAUAUCAAGAUAGAAUUCUACCACAGACACAACAUGAUCAAGAAGGAUAAGCUGUACCAUUUCUGGUUCAACACGUUCUUCGUGCCGAGGUGCAAGGACGUGGGGGCGGACUCCAACGGGCGGAGACCGUACCUGCCAGACGACCUCAGCCAGCUCAGCUCCCGCUACACAAGGGUCCUGUCGCUGAGGAAAGACGAAGUGGACAAGGCCAACAAGGACAAGACCAACAAGUCGUUCUCUCCAAAUUUCAUUGUAACGUGUAUAUUCAGCGACGUGGCCGGCGAGAAAACGCGACGGACGUCGGCCGACAGCGGUCAGUCGUCGGGCACGGGAAGUGACCACAGCGACACAGAAGACAUCUCGGACACCGACUCCGAGUCCGAGUGGAACCCGGCCGAUAUCACCCGCGUAUGAUGGCCCCGUUAGAGGAAGUGACGUCGCCCCCACCCCUCUCGAGUUGGCAGGCAAAACUGGAGGAGGGUUUGAGGAGCGCAUCGUUGCGACAAUAGAGGGCCUCAUGGUGCGAGAGAUUGAGUCUGUGAGACGGUAUUCAUCAGGGUACAAUUUUUUUAAUUUUUUUUA